Molecule: messenger RNA, 216 nt
Organism: Aspergillus thermomutatus
Lineage: Eukaryota; Fungi; Ascomycota; Eurotiomycetes; Eurotiales; Aspergillaceae
Product: F1F0 ATP synthase subunit i
Exons: 4
Coding region: 1-216 (71 amino acids)
Biological process (GO): proton motive force-driven ATP synthesis
Molecular function (GO): proton transmembrane transporter activity
Source: RefSeq, a predicted model, not a curated record
AUGUCUCUCCUCGGAAAGAAGUUCCCCGCCCCUGUGGCCAAGCCUAUGGCUCCUUUCUUCGCUGCCGCCAAAGCUGGAGUGUCCCAGUCUAACGAGGAUUUUGUUACAGGUGUUGUCAUCCUCUACGGCGUCAACUCUCUCGCCAACGCUCUGAUGAACACCGAGGAGUUCAAGAACGAUCCCCGCAACCCUAACGCUAAGAACGUCAAGCACUGA